This is a messenger RNA of Prorocentrum cordatum, 1943 nucleotides long. NCBI's taxonomy places the organism in Eukaryota, Dinophyceae, Prorocentrales, Prorocentraceae. The record is from the annotation of a GenBank genome assembly.
GUGCGUCAACGACCAUACAAGUUCCAUGGCCGUGUACACGAUAGCGGUGCCAUCUACGACACCUUUGGGUGCGUCGUCGUUUUAUUGGCAAUGUAUGUCCGAUUGCAGGUCGAUGCGGCGUUCUCGGAGCUGGCCCCCCGUGUUAUUGCCCUUUGCACCCUAUGAUGACCGACUGCGGGCACCUUGGCUCAAGCUUCGAGGUUUCAGUCUUGACCCGCACACGCAAUCUAUAUUGGAGCUGCGUAAACUGCUCUUGCGCAGCUUGCCAGGAUGGCGGCAACCAGGAAAGCACCAUGGAGCAUAUUCGUGGCAAUGCUUCCUGUCCAGGGGGUUCCUGCCGCGAUUUCCAUGAUGGUGCGAGAGCGCAUCCACAACGACACCCACAAUGACACCCACGACCUUUACAACAGCUCGCGCACGGGUGCCCAGAUGGCAUCGUGCAGUUGGAGCCAAGGUUCUGCAAGUGGGUGGGCCGCUGAGCCACAUUGCCAUUAUGCUAACUAUAACCCUACAUGCAAUUCUGCGAACAAUGGCAAAUACUAUUAUGGCAACCCCUGGGAUACAGUCGGCGGGUACGUCACGAGCUUGGCUGGCUGCAGUGGCGGUUGGUUUUAUCAUGGCAGCAAGUCUUACGACCGGAUAUUCACUUGCAAUUGCCAGACGACGCCAUCUCCAACCUCGUACCCGACGCCCUACCCGACGCCUUACCCAACGCCCUACCCGACGCCUUACCCAACGCCCUACCCCACGCCGAAACCCACGCCGUACCCGACGCCCUACCCGACGUCAUACCCGACGCCCUUCCCAACUCCGUACCCGACGGCCUUCCCAACGCCGUACCCGACGUCAUACCCGACGCCCUUCCCGACGCCCUUCCCGACGGCGUACCCGACGCCCUUCCCGACGCUCUUUCCGACGCCCUUCCCGACGCCCAGCCCGACUCCCAGCCCGACGUAUCCUCUGGGCUGGCCGACGCCACACCCGACGUUUCCUCCUGGAUCUCCCAUGGCGGGUGGAGCCGGCGGAGGCGUGGCUGCCACUGGUGACCCCCAUCUUCAAAACGUUCAUGGUGAGCGGUUCGAUUUGAUGCAGGCAGGCAGGCAUGUCCUGAUACAGAUCCCUCGUGGAAUGAGCGCUGCAGAAGCACUGCUUGUCGUACAAGCCGAUGCGAGCCGAUUGGGUGGACAUUGUGUUGAUAUGUUCUUCCAGCACGUGAACGUUACCGGCAAUUGGGCAGAAGCCCAACAAGUUGGGGGGUACCAUUACAGCGCGUCGCAGAAACCGAACGAGAUUCCGCAUUGGGUUGCGCUUGGCCCGGUUCAGCUGAAAGUGGUGCAUGGGCAAACUGACGCCGGCAUCGUGUACCUGAACGUUUACGUGAAGCACUUGGGGCGGGCAGGGUUUGCCGUCGGAGGUCUACUGGGGGAGGACGACCAUCAAGACGCGAGCACUCCUCCGCACGACUGCGCGAUGCGCACGGAGCUGCUCGAGCACCCCGUGUACCCGGAUGAUCCCGGCCAUUCCACGUCUUCUGCUGCGUUGGCAUCCUUCGCUUGACAGCGUUUGUGGUCCUCCACUGAAUGAAGGAGCGGCUGCGACAACUCAGGGUUCCAGCCUUUGGUGACUAAUUGCACCCCGCUCGUUUUACUUUUGACUAAUGUCACCCCGCUCGUGCCAUAGGGAGGCUCUUCAAUUGUCUGCACACCACUUUUGACUAAUGUCACCCCGCUGAGCCCUUCGUUGGGCAAACACCACGUGCUCCCUAAGAUGGACCACGACCCUCUGAUUCGGCCGCGCGAGAAAAAAGUGACGAAUGACCCAGCCAUAUGCCAUGCAGGCGGGACCAUAGGAAGAACGGCCACAACAACGUAAAUGUUCUUCUGGAUGCGUGAGUCAUGCGUGCGGAGCUACUUGAGUUGGCGUGCCUGCGCGGUCAGACGUCA